GGUCCCGCGGUCGGGGUCGCGGGCCGGGGCCGCGCGGCGCCAUGUUCGGCUCCAGCCGCGGCGGGGUGCGCGGCGGGCAGGACCAAUUCAACUGGGAGGACGUGAAGACCGACAAGCAGAGGGAGAACUACCUGGGUAACUCGCUGAUGGCGCCCGUGGGCCGCUGGCAGAAGGGCCGCGACCUCACCUGGUACGCCAAGGGCCGGGCGCCGUGCGCGGGGCCGAGCCGCGAGGAGGAGCUGGCGGCCGUGCGACAGGCCGAGCGCGAGGCGCUGCUGGCCGCGCUCGGCUACAAGAACGUGAGGAAGCAGCCCACCGGCCUGAGCAAGGAGGACUUCGUGGAGGUGUGCAAGCGGGAAGGCGGUGACUCCGAGAAGGGAGUGGACCGGCUGCUGGGGCUGGGCAGCGCCAGUGGCUCCGCGGGCCGCGUGGCACUGUCUCGGGAGGACAAGGAAGCCGCCAAGCUGGGGCUUGCUGUGUUCACGCACCACCGCGUGGAGAGCGGCGGGCCUGGGGCCUCGGCGGCCUCGGCCAGGAGGAAGCCGCGCACCGAAGACCAGGCAGAGGCCAGCUCUGAGAGCCACAAGAAGAGCAAGAAAGAGAAGAAGAAAAAGAAGAAGAAGAGACACAAGAAAGAGAAGAAGAAAGACAAGGAGCACAGACGGCAAGCUGAGACCCCUGCGCCUACUUCUCCUGCUCGGCCUGGGCACCGCCGCCAUGACUCUGACUCCUCCUCCCCCUGCUGCAAGAGGAGGAAGGGACACAGCGGGGAUGGUGGGAGGAGCCCGUCGUCCCGAAGGCGGCAGGACAGAGACUCUGAUGCCUGAGUUGCGGACCCUGUCUGCCUGGCACUCUCUCACCCCUCCUGUCUGGUUGAGGUUGAGGACUGCUCCCUUGGAGCGCCCUGGGCCUAGCCUGCUGGGCCUCCGGAGCUGGCCAGCCAGCUAGGAGGGGCCUGCUUGGUGGAGACUCCUCCAGGUUUUCUGGGGAGCAUGCCCUGGCUCCCCAGGCGGCCGCCCCUGGCCCCGCAGGCAAAGGCGAGCCUGCCCGGGAGGUCCCAGCAGAGACCCAGCUCCGUGUCCUGUCUGUGGUCUCAGCACCCCAACUCCUUUGCCUCUGAUUUAGCUGUGACCAAGCAGGGUUACUUCUAUUUUUCUUUAUAUUGACUCACUCUUUGUACUUAAAUAAAUUUAUUUUAAAAGGAAA
Messenger RNA from Lemur catta (Ring-tailed lemur), 1206 nucleotides. It is a transcript of the gene C13H1orf35, whose product is annotated as chromosome 13 C1orf35 homolog. The transcript is spliced from 8 exons. The coding region runs from base 42 to 827 and encodes 261 amino acids. Lineage: Eukaryota; Metazoa; Chordata; Mammalia; Primates; Lemuridae. The record is from RefSeq and is a predicted model, not a curated record.